Molecule: messenger RNA, 2395 nt
Organism: Leptinotarsa decemlineata (Colorado potato beetle)
Lineage: Eukaryota; Metazoa; Arthropoda; Insecta; Coleoptera; Chrysomelidae
Product: Tudor domain containing 3
Biological process (GO): mRNA processing
Cellular component (GO): nucleus; cytoplasm
Molecular function (GO): RNA binding
Source: RefSeq, a predicted model, not a curated record
AUAAGAAACGAGAAGAAGACUCAAGAAAUUUGAGGUUAAUUCUUGACAUUUAGUUAUCUAAAAGUUACAAAAUAGAUAUUAAUUCAAAGAAAUAGUAUUUUUCUUGAGUAGUCGACGAAUUGUACAUUUUAUCACAUCGGAUAAAUUGAAUUUCAAGGAUAAACAAAUAAAUUCUUCAAAAGAAUGUCAUCCAUAUUGGGUCCUGAAUGGCAUAUUUCUUCGGACGGAGUUUCUUUAGUGACUGACAACGGCAACAUCAAAGAUAAAGACAAGAUCUACAAGUCUGCAUUGAAUUUUGAUCUCAAAGAAAUAUGCAGUCCCAUGUUAACAAAUGAACUAUCCAAAGACAAAACUUCCAAGAUUAUUCUCCAGAUUCAGAAGAUUAGGAAUAUUUCAGCUCCGAAAGCUAACGAAGAAUCUCAAGCAGCUCCCCGAAUGUUAAAGCUAACCUUAACAGAUGGUGAUACAUAUGUUCAGGCAUUAGAAAUUGGUCUUAUCAAUGCCAUCAGCCGCAAUAAGACACCUCCCGGAACUAAAGUUCUUAUUAGCAGUGCUAAAAUUACUUCCGGGUGUCUUUUGUUGAACCCCAGCAACUGUACUAUAUUAGGUGGUAGAGUUCCCCAUCUUGUUGAAAAAUGGGAGAUUGCGAAAAGUGUUCAAAGGAAUCAUAGAUCGAACUCAGGUGAUGACGGCCCUCCUCCAUGGGUGAACUUUGGAACCAAAAUCCAAAACAAUAACCAAGAGUCUAAUUUUAAAUCCUUAGGCAAAAAUAAAGAUUCAGUUAAAGAAAACUCUGAAUUUGAACUUCAGAGGCAAGGUGCGAUUGCAGAAGCUACCUCAGGAGCUACUAAGAAGGUGUUCAGUGGUAGAGUAAAACAAAACAUACAACCAGCGAAGAGUACGGACAAUUUCAAGGAUAAAAGAGAACACAGGAGUAAAGCAAAGUUUACACAAAAAGAAGAGAUUUCAGAAAAGCCACAAAGACCUUCCGAAAAAGUAUCAUUGUUUUCUUUUCUCGAAGAUAAGUUGCCAGUUACUGAGACUCAAUCUUCUGCCAAAACCAACACACAACCCGAGAGCAACAAAUUAUGUAAUUUACAAAAAGGAUAUCAAAAUCAGGCUCAACAACAGAACAAGGAAUUCAAUUUCCCUCGUGAAAAACCAUUGAACCAGAAUAAUCGUAACCAAUUUGAAAACCCUUACAAUAAUAGAAACAAUACGUUGCAUAGAGAGAAAUCAAAAUCGAGUGAAAAUCGUGUAUAUCCCACAUCACAAGCUAAAUCAGAUAAUAAUCAGAUUUCUCAAAAUGUGUACAAUGAUUUCAACAUUCCGGAAAGGUUACAGAGAAAACAAACUGAUAAAUCCAACAGCUAUGGCAUUCAAAAUAGCUUUGAAAACAGAAAUAAUAAUUCGUUUGACAGGGCUCAACCGAAAUCUUCCUAUCAGUCACAAUACUCACAGAAAAAACCAACCAAUGACUUUCACCAGAACUCGAACCAAACAAAUGCUGUCAGUCAUUUUGAAGCUUCUGAUAGGUUGGCUCAGAAGCCCAGAGAUAAUAAAGAUUUCAACCACAAUCAAAACAAUGGUUAUAAUCAAGACUCGACAAAUAGAUCGCAGCAUAAACAAAAUGAUAACCGCUAUUCAUCAACAUCUCGCAAUAAUAACAUAAAUAGAUAUGAAACUUCUGACCAUAAACCAAGUGAAAAAAAAACUUCGAAUGCAAAUAAUAAAAAAUACAGUAAAUAUCCAACCAAUAACAGUUCUAACACAAAUUAUCUAAACUCUCUAGAUAAACCCCAACAAAAAAUUGAUGAUAGCAAUACCUCAGAAACUAUCAGUAUUUCACAAAAUGAAAUCAAUGAUGUAGCUAAUAGUAUAGAGAAGAUAUCUGUGAACAGUCAGUUUGCCAGUCGUAGUUUGAGGCAAUAUUUGAACCUGGGCCAGGUGAAAAAAAGUGAAAUCUCAGGGAGCAAAGAAUUGGUUGAUUCAAAAUGGAAAAUUGGUGAUGACUGCUUAGCUAAAUAUUGGGAAGAUGGACAGUUUUAUGAUGCCUCAAUUACAGCCAUCACUGAUAAAACCUUCGCAGUCAAGUUCAAAGGUUAUGGAAAUAUUGAAGAAAUUUUAAAGAGUGAUUGUCUGCCAGUAGCGCAUAGCAGUAAACAAGAUUAUAGCCAUCAAAAUAGGCGUUAUGAUCAGAAUACUAGGCAGCAUUCGGGCUCUAUGGAAUUCAGAAGAAGCUCACGAAAUUAUAAAUAAGGACUCAAGAUAGAAAAUUGCCAAGCAUAAACAUAAUGUCAAUCUUUGAUUAAAAUUCAUUUCAUACUAAUUAUUUAUUUACAUUUUCUUAGAAGGUGUGAAAUUAAUUUUUAAUAAACUGAUACAUUAUUCCUAA